This is a messenger RNA of Panthera uncia (snow leopard), 2786 nucleotides long. Its product is annotated as gap junction alpha-1 protein-like. Bases 527 to 1426 code for a protein of 299 amino acids. Lineage: Eukaryota; Metazoa; Chordata; Mammalia; Carnivora; Felidae. Gene Ontology annotation, cellular component: connexin complex. The record is from RefSeq and is a predicted model, not a curated record. Gene Ontology annotation, biological process: cell communication. The transcript is spliced from 2 exons.
CCCUUUCCUCCCCUUCUUUUCAGGUGAAACAAGAAGGGUAGAGGGGCUAUAGCUGGCUAAUUUCCCCUCUCCCAGGACAGCAUAUAAGGCUCUGGUAAAUUUUCCCUUGGACUGUUGGCUUUUGUCAUGGAGAACAGUGCAAGCUUAUUUCAAAACCGUUACUUUCCCCUGGAUGUUUUUCAAAAGGGUUCUGUUCUCCUUCCCCUUACUCAAAAGGGAGAAGAUUUUUAUUGGAUCUUUAUCCUGGGCAUUGUUACUUUUCUCCUCCCCUUACCAAAAAGGGGAGGAGAUCAUUCUUGGAUCUUCAUGUUCAGAACCUGGUGAAGUCCUGGAGGGUAAAGCCAAAAGAUUGUGGAGGGUUCUCGUUGGAUUGGGUCCGUUGGAGUUCUUACUUGCAAGCCUUUGUUGAAAUUAGCAUUUAAGUUUUCUCCCCAGUGUAUUUCUCUAGCACCUUCUGCUCCAGGAGCACAGUCACUUGGUGUGCCUACUUCACUUCUUUUAAGCGAAAGAACAGCGGACAGGCAGCAUGAGUGACUGGGGUUCCUUAGGCCAGCUCCUCGGCAAGGUUCAAACCUACUCCAACCCUGGAGGGAAGGUAUGGCUCUCCAUCCUUUUCGUAUUCCGAAUCCUGCUCCUGGGGACAGCAGUUGAGUCAGCCUGGGAUGAUGAGCAGUUUGCCUUUCGUUGUAAUACUCGGCAGCCCGGUUGUGAAAACGUCUGCUACGAUAAGUCCUUCCCGAUCUCUCAUGUGCGCUUCUGGGUGCUGCAGAUCAUAUUUGUGUCUGUCCCCUCACUUUUGUACCUAGUGCAUGUAUUCUACUUGCUGCGCAAGGAACAUAAUUCGAAAAAGAAAGGGGAGGAACUCACAGUUGCUCAAACCAAUGAUGUCAACAUGGAGGAAAUCAGAAUCGAAAUCAAGAAGUUCAAGUUCAGCGCUGAAGAACACUAUAAGGUGAAAAUGAGAAGGGACUUGCUGCGAAUCUAUACUGUCAGCAUCUUCUUCAAGUCUCUUUUCGAGGUGGUCUUCCUGCUGAUCCAGUGGUACAUCUAUGGAUUCAGUCUAAACGCGGUUUACACUUGCAUACGAGACCCCUGCCCGCAUCAAGUGGACUGCUUCCUUUCUCGCCCCACAGAGAAAAAUAUCUUCAUUCUCUUCAUGCUAGUGGUGUCCUUGGUGUCUCUUGCUUUGAACAUCGUCGAGCUAUUCUCUGUCUUCGUCAAGAGCAUUAAGGACCGCGUGAAGGAUUCAGAGAGUGAGUCUUACUAUGUUAUAUCUGGUCUGCUGGGUCCCUCCAAAGACAGUUCAUCAGUUAUUGCUCUCUCUGACAUGUCCGUUCCCAGGAACAAGCUUGUUCCCGGAAACGCAAACAGUUCUUCCUGCCUCAGUUACAGCAAACAAGGAAAUGAGCAAAACCAUGCUAAAUAGAGUGCAUAGCAAGGUUUAAUGGGGCAGGCAAGAAGCACCGCCUCUCCACUCGCUCACACAGCCUUUUAAUUUCCCUGAUGAUAAGCAGAUUCUGAGGGAAAAAACAAAAACCCUAGCUACUGGGCAGUAGCCAUUGUAGACAGCAGCCAUUCUGCAAAGCCAGCAGUCAUGCCAGCAGCAGCCUUGAUGACCUAGAGAUCUAGACACAUGCUUGAAAGCAUUAUGAUUUUGCUCAAUUGUUAAAGUAAAAGGAAGGUACAAUGGAGAGUGUACUUUUGUUCCAGUGGAAGCGGUACUGAACACUGUCAGUCACGAGGCUUAGUGGACAUACAGGGUUCUUUUGGAGUAUCUGGGAUAGGAGGGGAGAGACGGGGAGGGAUUAAUCAGAGGAACAUCUUGGUAUUUAAAAUGGUUGACUCGAAGAAUUUACAUUUUAAAUAAAGUCUCCAUCAGGUGGUACAUAAGUAAAGACUUUCUCUCCCAUAUUCCCCACGAAUGGUUCAGUGUAUAUGAAGGAGUGAUAGAUAUUUGUGAUGUGUUGGUACAAACAGACACAGUAUAAACUCAUGAACAUGGAUUAUUAAAAUAAUGCAGUGUUCAAAUUUGAGCCUUUGUCACAGAUUUUGUGGUAUGGGCCAUAUGAUGUUUACAUUACAUAAUUCCUACUGUGAAAGUGAAGCACUCCUCCCUCCCCCACUCAGAUGCCCCCCUUCAGCCACUUUAUUCUAUUAGGGACACUGGUUCUGUUCAUUAUGAUUUUUUUCUUUUGUAGAAAGAUGUCGGGAAUGAUGUCCUUUUUCUGAAAUGUAAUCAUUGAUACUUGAAUGAUACACUUUUAGUUCUGUGAACAGCAGUCAAUGUGAGAAACUUAAAAGGAACGAAUAGAGCUGAACUAUUAAAUGUUCUUACAUGAAUUUUGCAGUAACUGAUAGUUCUUGGCUUUGUUCUACUUAAUAAACCUUACAUAACAAGCAUUAUUGUAGAACUUGUAUUCUGUUAUGAGUUUGGCGGGCAGUCUUUUGGGGUGGCUGGCAUUUUUGAUGUUUGUACUGAGAUUUGGAGUGCAAGAAAGGUUGAAAGAGGUUUGAAUAUUACCCAUGUAACUAAUGUGUUGGAAAUGUACACUAAAGAAAUCUGUUUCUUCAAAUACCUUUUCUAAAACUGACAGAUGGUUGGUGAAAAUGCCGAGCUUCAUACUUUGUUCUUGUGCGACAGCUACAUCAACAGUUUUGUACACUAAAUAGUUUAAUAUUUCACAUUAGACUACUGUCAUGUUCAGCUUUAUUAGUGCACAUGUAGACCUAGUCCAUCAUAUAGUCUAGAGAAUGUUCUUUAAUAAAGUUUAAGAGAACAACCUGCA